AUGCGACAAAUUCUUGUUAAUUCACCAUUGAGACAGCUCAAGCUCAAUGUCCCGCUUCAGCAAGCUGGGUUUAAACAGCGAUCACUAGAUCUCAGCUCAUAUCUGGCACAAAUCUUUGCUAAACAUUAUAGUGCUCGGCCUAGCGCUCCUUCAGAAGAGUGGCCUGAGCUUUUAGAGUCUGAUUUCGUGCACGGUGCCAGUGGCAAACAGCCAGAUUAUGUCAAGUUAAUCUUGACAUCAAGGGUUUACGACGUGGUUCCAGAAGCAGGCACUCCCUUGAGUCAUGCAAUCAACUUGAGUCAUCGGUGUGGAUCCAAUGUCUAUUUGAAGCGCGAAGAUCUCUUGCCGGUGUUUUCCUUCAAAUUGCGCGGUGCCUACAACAUGAUUGCACAUUUAAACUCAAAUUCCAAGCAACCAAUCUCGGGAGUGAUUGCUUGUUCUGCAGGCAACCAUGCACAGGGCGUUGCCUUUUCGGCAAAUAGGUUAAACAUCCCCGCCACUAUCGUGAUGCCUACGCCAACUCCGUCAAUAAAGUAUUUAAAUGUCUCCCGGCUAGGCUCGCAAGUGGUCUUGUAUGGCGACGACUUUGAUUCCGCAAAGCAAGAGUGUGCGAGAUUGAGCAAGGAAAACAAUUUGGUCAACAUUCCUCCUUUCAACCACCCCUACGUCAUUGCUGGCCAAGGCACGGUUGCAUUGGAGAUUACCCGACAAUUGAGACUAGAUAAGUUGAGUGCUAUAUUUGUCCCUGUAGGUGGAGGCGGGUUGAUUGCCGGCAUUGCUGUUUAUUUGAAGCAGAUUGCUCCGCAUGUAAAGAUUGUUGGUGUGGAAACAUACGAUGCCAAUGCCUUGUACCAGUCGCUUAAAGAUGAGAAGCUGGUGGUGUUGGACAAGGUUGGUCAGUUUGCCGAUGGUACCGCGGUUAAAGUUCUCGGCGACGAAACUUGGCGACUUUGUCAAGAUUUGGUGGACGAGGUUGUGCUUGUAAAUACCGAUGAAAUCUGCGCUGCAAUCAAGGAUAUUUUUGAAGACACCAGGUCCAUCACCGAACCUUCGGGCGCGUUAUCCGUGGCGGGUUUGAAAAAAUACAUUGAGCAGUACCCGGACAUCGACCACAAGAGCAAGACCUAUGUCCCGAUUUUAUCGGGUGCCAAUAUGAAUUUCGACAGGUUGAGGUUUGUCAGCGAGAGAGCCGUGUUGGGUGAAGGUAAAGAAGUAUCUUUGGCGGUGACAAUACCUGAAAAGCCAGGCGAGUUUGCGCGAUUGCAGAAGAUCAUCAACCCUAGAGCCAUCACCGAGUUCUCCUACAGAUGCAGCGGAGAAAAAACUGCUCACAUCUUCGUUUCCUUCAAUGUCGUUGACAGGAACCGCGAAAAGCCAAAGAUUAUCGAGGCCAUGACCAAUGCAGGCUACGAAGUUGUCGAUAUGUCCGAUAACGAGUUGGCCAAGUCGCACGGCCGGUACCUCGUGGGUGGCAAAUCUCACAAUCCAAGGACCGAAAAUGAAAAAUUGUACCAGUUUGAGUUUCCUGAAAAGCCCAAUGCCUUGUUCAACUUUUUGCAAGCUUUGAAAAGCGACUGGGAUAUUAGUUUGUUCAAUUAUAGAAACCACGGACACGACGUCGGUAAAGUUUUGUGUGGGUUCACUUUACCCCUUGGCUCAGAAGAAGAGUUUCAGGACUUUUUGACAUCCGUUGGCUACAGCUUUGUUGACGAGACAGAUAAUGUAUUUUAUAAGAAGUUUUUGAAAAACUGA
Molecule: messenger RNA, 1752 nt
Organism: Lodderomyces beijingensis
Lineage: Eukaryota; Fungi; Ascomycota; Pichiomycetes; Serinales; Debaryomycetaceae
Source: the annotation of a GenBank genome assembly